AUGAGAACGCUUGUGCUUCUUGUUGUUGCCGCUGCCUCGACUGUCAGGGCUAACUCUUCGCCUCUGGUAAAUGUCUCCGUUUAUUCUGAGGCUCUGUGCCCGGAUUGCGACCGACUCACAGAGGGUGAAAUGAACGAAGCGGUCGAAAAGAUUGGAGAGAUCUUUUCGCUUCAUUUCGUGCCAUGGGGCAAUGCCUUGCUAAACCCUGAUGGUUCAUUCAAUUGCCAACACGGUGAAAUAGAGUGCGCAAUGAACACGUUGGAAGCGUGCGUGCUAAAGUACUAUCCAAGCAGGAGUAUGUGGUGGCCGUUCAUUGUCUGUUUGGAAGCUCAUGGAUACUCUCAGACAUGGGAAAUCGCACAAAAGUGUGCCGAGAAACAAAACAUGACGUGGACAGAAGUAAAGAAUUGUGCGGAAGGACCAAUGGGCAAACUUCUGGAACUGAUGUACUAUGAAGAGACUGCCUCACUAAACCCACCACACCAGUACACACCAUGGGUGUUGGUCAAUAACAAGCACAUCAAAGAGACACAUAUUAUCAAGAAGAUCUGUGCAGCCUAUCAAGGAGCAAACAAGCCCAAAGCCUGCAUGCAUACACAACAGUUUCCACCAAUCAAUGGAUGCUACAAGGAGCCAGUCGAGUAAUGCUGAAGAUAAUUCCAAUCAAGUAGCUAUAGCUAUACGCAUCAUGCAGCAAGGAACUCUUGUUAUCACGUGAUCUGAUUAGUUCGAAUCUCACAUAUUUUACCACUUUGUCACGUGAUUUGAUUUAAUAGUUUGAAUUUCACAUAUUUACAUUUGCUAGUGAUGUAUUGUGCAGUAAGAAACUCUUGUUAACAUCACGUGAUCUGACUAAUUUGAAUCUCUUAUUACCAUUUUAUCACGUGAUUUGAUUUAAUAGUAUUUACUAGUGAUACAUAUUGUGCAACAAGAAACUCUUGUUAACAUCACGUGAUCUGAUUAGUUUGAAUCUUUAUUACCAUUUUAUUACGUGAUUUGAUAUAAUAGUUUGAAUUUCACACUUUUG
Corticium candelabrum is the source of this 1027-nucleotide messenger RNA. RefSeq lists its product as uncharacterized. The coding region runs from base 1 to 645 and encodes 214 amino acids. Gene Ontology annotation, molecular function: oxidoreductase activity, acting on a sulfur group of donors, disulfide as acceptor. NCBI's taxonomy places the organism in Eukaryota, Metazoa, Porifera, Homoscleromorpha, Homosclerophorida, Plakinidae. The transcript has 4 exons. The record is from RefSeq and is a predicted model, not a curated record.